Molecule: messenger RNA, 992 nt
Organism: Melampsora larici-populina 98AG31
Lineage: Eukaryota; Fungi; Basidiomycota; Pucciniomycetes; Pucciniales; Melampsoraceae
Exons: 6
Coding region: 39-812 (257 amino acids)
Molecular function (GO): NADH dehydrogenase activity
Source: RefSeq, a predicted model, not a curated record
CAGCUUUAAGAAGAAAAGAACCCAAACCCAACAUCAACAUGUCAUUAUCAAACCUCGCACUCAGGAACUUGAAAACUUUCAUCAAACCAACGAUCAAUCCAAUCAGAUCAAAUACAUCAAUCAAAUCAUUUACUACCUUUACUAAACAUUCAUCGGAUAGUUUAUUCGUUCAUCGUAAUACUUCUUAUAAUAAUCCUGAUUUACCUUUUGAAUUUACACCAGAGUAUAUGAAGCAAGCACAAAGAUGUAUAGAUAACUUUCCACCUCAAUAUAAAAAAGCAGCAGUCAUUCCAGUUUUAGAUUUAGCUCAGCGGCAAAAUAAAGGAUGGACAUCGAUUAGUGUCAUGAACUAUGUUGCAAAGUUAUUAGACAUGACCCCAAUGCGAGUCUAUGAAGUAGCUACAUUCUAUACGAUGUUCAAUCGUGAACCAGUAGGCGAACACUUUGUUCAAGUCUGUACUACUACACCUUGUAUGUUAGGUGGAUGUGGUUCAAGUAUCAUUGUAGAUACAAUAAAAGAUCAUUUAGGUAUCCAAUUAGGUCAAACCACAGCUGAUAAGAAAUUCACCGUGAUCGAAGUCGAAUGUUUAGGUGCUUGUAGUAAUGCACCUAUGGUACAAAUCAAUGAUGAUUUCUACGAGGAUCUUACACCUGAUUCUAUGAAGAAAAUCUUGGAUGAAUUGAAAGCUGGACGUAAACCAAGUCCAGGUCCUCAAUCUUCUAGAAAGAGUAGUGAACCAGUUGGUGGACUUACUUCACUCUCUGAAAAGCCAUAUGGUCCAGGAGAACAUUGUGUAGCCGAAUUCAAAUAAAUAUAAAAUGUGCACUAAAUCGGUUUAGAUCUAUAUAUUUCUUUUGUGGAGGGAAGGUUGAAAAACACCUUGAUUGUAUUUUCAAAUAUUACAGAGAAUGAAGAAUUGGGAAAUCUCAAAGAGAUUUGAUUUUCAGAUGUUUUUUUCUUUAUUCUGAUGGGUUAAAAUUGAUAAGUUUGU